Messenger RNA from Penicillium crustosum, 1314 nucleotides. RefSeq names its product fungal specific transcription factor domain-containing protein. Gene Ontology annotation, biological process: positive regulation of transcription from RNA polymerase II promoter by galactose; DNA-templated transcription. The record is from RefSeq and is a predicted model, not a curated record. Gene Ontology annotation, cellular component: nucleus. Gene Ontology annotation, molecular function: DNA-binding transcription factor activity, RNA polymerase II-specific; RNA polymerase II cis-regulatory region sequence-specific DNA binding; zinc ion binding. NCBI's taxonomy places the organism in Eukaryota, Fungi, Ascomycota, Eurotiomycetes, Eurotiales, Aspergillaceae. The coding region runs from base 1 to 1314 and encodes 437 amino acids. The transcript has 4 exons.
AUGUCCUACGAACUGAUGGAAAUUUACAAUUUCGAAAUCAUUCAAAUCCUUUUGCUCACAGCGGUGUAUCUUCAACAUGAUAAAAUGCCCCAAAAGUCCUUCCGAAGCAUUGGCACAGCGAUUCAUAUCGCACAGGAUCUAGGGCUGCAUUUACCUGCCACGAUCAAAUCUAUCAAUGACCCACGUGAGCGGGACUUUGCGUGUCGGGUUUGGAAUGGAUGCAUUAUAAUGGACAGGAUUGCUUCUAUGACAUUUGGUUGCGCACUCAAAGUUCCCCAAUGUGUUGCAAAACAAGGAUUGGAUACUUUGACGCAACACUCAAUGGAGGUCACCAGGGGGCCUGGGAACAUGGCUCUACCCUCGAAGGUGGAUUUUUACAUAUCAUUCUGUCGACUACACCACAUCAUCGCGGACGUGUUAGAAACCUUCUAUAACUCCAGUGAUUCCAAAGCCGACCCCGAUCCAAGCCGAAAUUUCACUGAUGCGAAGUUGAGCCCGCCAUUAUCCUUCGAUAAAUUCGCGAGCUUGUUUAGAAUCGAGUCGGAGCUGUGCAAUUGGACCAAAGCCCUUCACUCUUAUUUUCGAAUGCCAUCAGAUCUUGAAGAUCCGACGCCGACAAAGUAUAUCACACGCGAAGCAAAUGUCUUACGCGCCCGAUAUCUUUCUGUCCGGCUUCUCCUUUUUAGGCCGUUCCUUUCACAGGUGCAUCGUCGAAAGGCAGACAAUGCCGCUGGCGUCAAUUUGUACUCGGAAGAGCAAACUAUUGGAUAUAUGGUAUCUCAGUGCCAGAUCCAGUGUGUCAAAGCUGCUGAAGAUAUGAUACACUUUAUCUUCAGGAAUUUACCAGAGCAGACACAAGCGUAUAUACUACCAUCCAAUUGGUACACUGUCUCAUAUACCUACAUGGCAGUAACUAUUCUGCUUGCAGCUCAAAUGUCACCGGAAAUAGCGGCGCACUUUUCUCUGGCUCGUUUGAAGAACCUUUUGCAACAAGCUCGUGAGAUUCUCGAAAAUUAUGAAAAGUAUCCUACACUGGCUUCCAGGUGCAGUUCUGUUCUCAAAUUGAUCCAAGAAAACAUUGACAUGCACGGCUCUGGAACAGACUAUGCAGCCGGGGAAGGCCCGCAAGAUGAAGCCAACCAUGACAGCACAGUGAUUCAAGGUGCGAUCGUGGAAGGACAAGAGUCUCAAAAUAACCUAGAAAACUUGGCCUGGCUUGAGAAUUAUGCUUUUGAUUGGAAUGAUUGGCCUUUGUUUUUUGCCCAGCUGGAUGACGAAACCAGCCCAGCUGAAAGAUGGGGAAUGCAAGCAUAG